AUGACUUUCCCUGAGCUCGGCAAUGGCAGCUUGAGUGGGAACCGGACGGGACAAGGCAGCCAGAACGGUGCCAACCGGUCCUGGGGGCUGCAAGGUGAGGAGAACCCCGACGGCAACGACACCACGCUGACUUUCGCCUUGGAUGUGCAGGCGGUGGGUGUUGGGGUCUUUCUGGCUGUCUUCAUCCUCUCAGCCAUCGUGGGGAACAUCCUGGUCAUCCUCUCGGUGGCUUGCAACCGGCACCUGCAGACGGUCACCAACUACUUCAUCGUCAACCUGGCCAUCGCCGACCUGCUGCUCAGCACCACUGUGCUGCCCUUCUCGGCCACCUUGGAGGUGUUGGGCUUCUGGGUGUUUGGGCGUAUCUUCUGCAACAUCUGGGCAGCGGUGGAUGUGCUGUGCUGCUCUGCCUCCAUCAUGAGCCUGUGCAUCAUCUCUGUGGACAGGUACAUCGGUGUCAAGUACUCCCUCAAGUACCCCACGAUCAUGACAGAGAGGAAGGCGGGCGUCAUCCUCGUGGUUGUCUGGCUCUCCUCCAUGGUCAUCUCCAUUGGGCCACUGCUGGGGUGGAAGGAGCCACCACCACCAGAUGAGAGCAUCUGUAGCAUCACGGAGGAGCCGGGCUAUGCCCUGUUCUCCUCCCUCUUCUCCUUCUACCUGCCCCUCAUGGUCAUCCUGGUGAUGUACUUCAGGAUCUACGUGGUGGCCAGGCGGACCACCCGGAGCUUGGAGGCAGGGGUCAAGAAGGAGAGGAAUAAAUCCAUGGAGGUGGUACUGCGCAUCCACUGCCGCAGUGUGCUGGAGGAACCUCUCUCCAGCACCCGGAGCAAAGGGCACAACUUCAGGAGCUCCCUCUCUGUGCGGCUCCUCAAGUUCUCCCGUGAGAAAAAAGCAGCCAAGACUCUUGCCAUUGUUGUUGGUGUUUUCAUCCUCUGCUGGUUCCCUUUCUUCUUCAUCCUGCCUUUUGGUUCUUUCUUCCCAUCUCUGAAGCCCUCUGAAAUUGUCUUCAAGAUCAUCUUCUGGCUGGGAUACUUCAAUAGCUGUGUGAACCCAAUCAUCUACCCAUGCUCCAGCAAGGAGUUCAAGCGAGCGUUCAUCAGGCUGCUCAAGUGCCAAUGCCACCGGAGGAGACGUCCCAUCUGGCGUGUCUAUGACCACCACUGGAAAGGGGCCUCUGUCAACAGCUCAGUGCAAGACUCUGAGACAGAUCUGAGGCCCAGGAUUAACACCCUGAACAGCUCCUUCAUAUUUAACUCCUCCUUCCAGGAGAGAGACAGUAAGAGGCGAACACUCAGCUUCAAGGGCUGGAAAAUGCUCACUCCUUUCCAGAAACCAGCGUCCACCCAGCUGAAGGAGAAGAUGAACAGCCUUUCUAACAAAAUCCGGGGUGGCUCCAGCAAAGCGGGGGUGACAGCCACCUACAAAACAGAGGUGGAGUCUGUCUCUAUUGGGAUCCCUCAUGAUUUCACAGAAACCAUUGACUAUCAAACCCAUGACUUGACAGACUGCUGUGGGCUGCGAGAAACAGACAUUUGA
This is a messenger RNA of Acanthisitta chloris (rifleman), 1536 nucleotides long. It is a transcript of the gene ADRA1D, whose product is annotated as adrenoceptor alpha 1D. Gene Ontology annotation, biological process: positive regulation of cytosolic calcium ion concentration; phospholipase C-activating G protein-coupled receptor signaling pathway; adenylate cyclase-activating adrenergic receptor signaling pathway. Bases 1 to 1536 code for a protein of 511 amino acids. Gene Ontology annotation, molecular function: alpha1-adrenergic receptor activity. Gene Ontology annotation, cellular component: membrane. The transcript has 2 exons. Lineage: Eukaryota; Metazoa; Chordata; Aves; Passeriformes; Acanthisittidae. The record is from RefSeq and is a predicted model, not a curated record.